GUAAAAGUUUGCAAAAUACUUGAAGAAUUUGUGAGGGAGUAUUAAAGAUCCGUGCGCGAAAUUGGAUUAAGACGAAUGCAAACAUGACUAGAAAAGUGCCAGCAUUAGAGCUAGCAGGAGCAAUACUAGGCAUAGUUACCAUUGGCGUAUGCUUCUUCAUUGUCGUGGUGAUAUGCCUCAAAUACCCCAUGAUACGAUCCAGAACCUUCUGGGACAGGGGCUUGAAGCGACUCAUACGGAGACUCUACUCUGGCAUGAGAAAGAGCGAAAAGGCAGAAGACAAAAAAAGUUUGGUGAUGGGACCGAUGCAGAAUAAGAAACAAGAACAGGCAAAAUUCGUUGUGCCUCAGAUUUUUGUUGACUAUGGAAGCAGACGACAGUCAUAUGCGUCAGACUAUUUAAGACGAUGCAGUGCUGAAAGUUUAAGUAGUCGGAGAACCUCUAUUGCAUCAAAUGAGACAGAUCGAAGAGGGUCGGGCAGCAGCCUCAGUAGCAGACGAACUUCGCUCGCGUCCAAUGAUCGGAGGGGAUCGGGAAGCAGUUUGUGUAGUCGGAGAACCUCGUUACUUUCCGAUUGUACUUCUCGUCGUAGUAGCGGAAGUAGCCGAAGUAGUCGUAAAGGCUCGAAUGCAAGUUCGGGAAGGUAUGAUGAUACGGACGAACUUUUAGCAGAUCUAUCCGACUCGGAAACUUGUGAGAUUGAAGAGAUGUACACGCUGGAGGAGGAGCUACCGGAGAACAGGCGCUCCAGUCUCGAGGAGCACAAUUCCAAAGAGCCGGAGAGGGCGCGGAGAAAACCACGCCCAUAUCGCCGAAGCCACUCCCUCGCCGAGAUUCGAAGACCCAGUGCAAUAUUCAUACCCGAGGCUCGAAGUCGACCGGACGGUAGACGCGUCACGCUCUCCUCUCUGGUCGUCAGCUCGCUGAAUGCCCUGGACCACACCCCGAAUCCCGUGGCUCCACCUUAUCAAAGGAAGAAGCCUAAACUGAAUCGCCCCCCAGGUAUAGGUCUCCCAGACACGCCGGUGAUGAUGGGCGAUUUAAACCUCGAGGAGAUGAUGGUCCCGCAAUACACUGCCCCACUCCAACCAACGGGCAAACUUAAAGUCCAGCUGCAGUUUACUGAUAAUGCGUUAAAUGUCAUCAUUAUUGAGGCAGGUGAUCUCAGAAUUGCCGGUUUGCCUAGCAACACAGAAGUAAAUCCUUAUGUAAAAGCGUUCCUCGUCCCUGGAAGAACGUUUAAAUACCGAACAAAAACGAUAAACAAGUCACGCACUCCUGUUUUCCUGGAGAAAUUCUCAAUAACAGAGAUAACCAAAGCCGACUUAAUCGAAGGGUCUGCUAUUGAAUUCCAGGUGUAUUCGUCCCAUCACAUUACUCGAAGGCAUCUGGUCGGUAUGGCGUCCGUACAGCUGAAAGAUGUGGAGAAGUUUGACAAUGGUCUCAUAGAACUAAUCAUUAUGCCUCACAGUGUGUAUAGGCUUCAUCAGGGUGAUAUCCAUAUAUCUGGUUGUUAUCAGCCAGUAGCCGGGAAAAUGGUUUUCAACGUGAUAGAGGCGAGGACUCUUCCACGUGUCUCCUUGUUAGGUGCUGUCAAUCCGUAUGUCAAGGUGGAGAUGUAUAUAAACGGGAUCCGAGAAGCCAAACAUAAAACAAAGGUUCGACAAAACACACAGGAUCCGGUCUGGAACCAAGCCUGUGUGUUCGAUAUAAACAGAGAGAAUCCGAAACUGCUUGGUCACGUGUUUGUUUUCCAUAUAAUACACAAGGACAUGAUGAUGGGAGUUCAAAAGAUUGGCCAGGUUGAACUGGGCUGGUAUAGCCAUGGUGAGCAGCUUGACCACUGGUAUGAUAUCAUGGAGCACCCACACAGACCAACUGACUACUGGCAUCCGAUCAUCAAAACCAGCAAGAUUACUUCCUGACCGUCACGUCAAUCAUCCGUACAAUACACGCCCACUGGACAAUGUCUGCCAAUCGUAUCUCAUAGCGAACUUCGGUUUGAACAUCCUGUCGCUUGUACAGUUUUAAUAACUGAUAUGCAGUUUUAAUGUUUAUUAAGAAUAAGAAACAAU
Mya arenaria is the source of this 2075-nucleotide messenger RNA. Its product is annotated as synaptotagmin-17-like. NCBI's taxonomy places the organism in Eukaryota, Metazoa, Mollusca, Bivalvia, Myida, Myidae. Gene Ontology annotation, molecular function: syntaxin binding; calcium ion binding; clathrin binding. Gene Ontology annotation, biological process: calcium-ion regulated exocytosis; regulation of dopamine secretion; cellular response to calcium ion. The transcript has 13 exons. Bases 84 to 1925 code for a protein of 613 amino acids. The record is from RefSeq and is a predicted model, not a curated record.